GUCUUCCGUUCCAUAUUUUUUUUCAGUCUGAAAGAAUAUCCGGAGUAGCCUUUCGCUGGUUUAGAACCUGCGCAAGGUAAAUGCAAAAACAGUUAAACGGUUUUUAUUCUCAUUUGCGUGCGAACGAUCAUCAAUAGAGAUGUACCAUGGCGGGCAAAGCGGCGGUGGCUUUCCGUUUGGGCCGAACGUAGUAAAUGAAUCGGGAACCUUUGGAAAUUGUGUCCUCUGUGGGUUAACUUUAAACCAUGAGCGAUAUCCCCAACUUCUUCCCUGUUUGCACUCUAUUUGUCAAGCAUGCCUGCCCCCAGUCAAUCCAGGGUUGCAGAAAGAUCUCUCUAUCUCUCCAGCAUGUCCGUCCUGUGACAUGCCAUUUACUAUUCUGGAAGUCAAAGAUAAUCUCUUUAUUAAGAACUCUUCCAACAAUCUCUGGACUGGUAAUGUCCAGUGUACCUGUUGUGAGGGGUUCGUGGCGAGUGGCUGGUGUGUGGAGUGUGGAGAGGCGCUGUGUUCAGAGUGUGUAUCUGCACACAGAAGAGUGAAGGUCACGAAGGACCACACUAUCCGGCUCCAACCCCCAACAGGAGUCUCCGCUCCCACAGUGUUUUGUCCCACACACAAACAUGAGCCAAUCAAGCUCUUCUGUUUGACCUGCGAUCAGCUGACCUGUCGAGACUGCCAACUAAUGGAUCACAGGAACCACAGUUUCCAGUUCCUCCAUGAGGCGAUGGCCAGCCAGAAAGAUCAGCUCCAGUCCCUGGUGCAGAGAGUGAGGCAGCAGAGAGUUGCAGUGAAGCAGAGCCUCCUGGACAUGGACGGCAGAUUGCUAGACAUAACACAACUAAAGUCAAAGCUGAGGGAGAGUCUGAAGAGAAUGCUUUUUGCUACUGUUCAACUCUUGAAAUCGAGAGCCACGUCGCUCUACAACAACAUAGAGACUAUGUGUAAUGCCGAGGUGGCAGGGAUCGAGACGAGACGGAGUGCACUAAACAAACUGGGGCAGAGACAGGACUAUGUUGCUGACUUUGCUGAGAAAGCCCUGAAUGUGGAGGACUUCUUUGCCCUGCUCUCCUGCAAAGGGCAGAUUGGAUCCCAGUUACAGCAUCUCUUGACUCAGAGUACUGAGCCCCCGGGGACCAUGCUUAAGUUACAGCUGGUGAUUACUGAUGACUUCAAGAAACAAAUAGCUUGCUUUGGUAAACUUUUGGGCGAUAUUGUUCCCUUUGCCCAAUCACAUGUUAGUCAAGACAAACCCCUGGAAAACCAAGAAAGACCCAAUGCUCCCUCUGGCCAGACCUCUUCCUGUGCUCCUAACAUGUCCAUCCAUUCUGUUCCCCCUCCACAUAACCCUGUCUUCCAGCCCCCACGCCCCUCUUACACUGCCCCAUCCAACCCCCACAGUCAGCCCUCCACCUCCCGUGAGCCUCCUCCUUAUCGCUCCCUGCCUGUCCACACCCCUUCAAGCCUUCCAUUGAGCCAUCCUGUGACACCCCAGCCCUGCACAUCUACACUAGCCCCAUCUCACCCCUCCCUGAAUAUACAUAAUCCACCAUUCUGUCUUCCAUCAAACCCUGUCCAGCCAUCACUUGUCCCUGCACUUCAUGUCCAGUCACCGUUGGUCCCCACAAACCAUGCCCAGCUAUCCCCUGUUCAGCCUCCAACCUCCCCAUCUCUCCAACCACUGAUCGAGGCCACACCUAGACUUUAUGGUAUGUUCAAGGCAACUCCUCCACCUGGACCUGGACGAUCUCGGAGAGGUAAGGAUGGAAAGUCCUGGACGUUCCACUCAUACUCACCCGGAGAGAUCUGCCACCCACCUUCUGGCUCCUCCUCUCCUGCAGCCGUAGCUCAGCGUCAGAAAAGGAACUUUCCAAAAUCGCAGCUACUGUGGAUCCUCCAUCAGCCUCCCUCUGUAAACCCUAUCCCUGUCCUCCCGGUGAAAGCCCUAGCAGACUCCCCCUGUGAUAGAAGCCUGCCUCCUACUGGUCUGGCAGACCCUGACCCAAACUCUCAGGCCAGGGAGAACGAGCCCACCUCUACUGUCACUGAGUUGGAGACUGACCCAGAGGCAGACAGUGCUAUGGAGUUGGAGGUCCCGUCAGCCUGGGGUGAUAGAAAGGCAGCUGCCUGCUCGGACAGUACUUCUUCAGAUCUGCAGUUCACAGGGACUUUGUCUACUGAGAGGACCUCUAAUCAUCUCUCUUACAGUGUCUUAACCCACACCCACCACCGCAAAGAAGAAACUGACACGGACCCUAACAGUAAACCCUAUUCUGUGGGUAGGACCCAUACUGCCCCCCACAACAAUAAAAAGAUAGCUUAUGACCAACAACAUGAGGAUGCUAAGGCUAUCAGGUCACUUCAUCGGCGUGUGAAUAACUGGAGAACUGAGCUGCCAACACGCAUUAGAGUGCUACUGGAGGGUCCCUCUCCACUCCCCACCAGGACAGGUUCGGUGGAGGGUCCCUCACCACUCUCCACCAGGACAGGUUCGGUGGAAGGUCCCUCUCCACUCCCCACCAGGACAGGUUCGGUGGAGGGUCCCUCUCCACUCCCCACCAGGACAGGUUCGGUGGUGGCCACUGAAAUGCCAACCAGGCAACCCAACACCACCCAGCCACCGAGCUUGACCAAUGGCAACAAUGUUAACAACUCAAGGUCCUGGCAGCCCAGGGUCUUGAUUUUUCGGCUACCCAUCUCCACCCCCACUCCUGGAUGCGCUCUUCCUCAGUUCCUGCUUGUCCAAGGGGCCAGCAAAGAUGAGAUUAUUCUGCAAGAGAUUGCAGAAGAACACCAGUCCCAUGGCGAUGACAUCACAACACCAGAGUCAGACAGCCUCCUCUGGACUAAGGCCCUGUCCUCCCCAGAGAGUCCCCCACUGCUCCAGUAUGUGACAUGUGUGGCCUGUCACACUGUUGGCGGUUCGCUAUUCUGUGUAGAGUGUGGGAGGGGCUACCACCAAGAUUGUCAUAUCCCACCCAUUGGUCCUUCCUUCUGGGAGGAGUGGAAGUGUUCACUUUGUCAGGACCUGGCUGACACCACAGACCCCUACAGUGAUGACAGGCACAGGACUAUGUGCCUCAGCCUAGCAGACCAGCGGAAAUGUGAGCAUCUCCUACUUUUUCUAAGGUGUGAGAAUGACAGAAACAUCCUUUGCAGCACGGCUGAGCCCCCCUCAGAUUCAAUAUGUCUUGACUCCAUACAUGGAAGGCUGCUACAACAUCGAUCACCCCCUUACCGUACCCCCUCCGAAUUUGUCUCUGACGUCUGGGUCCUUUUCGAAGCCAUGUUGAUGAACUCAAAGGACCAGGAGUUGGUUGUCAAGCUACGGGGCAGAUUUCAGAGGAAGUUAGGGGAAGUGUUUGGGACAGCUCUCCACCCCUCCCUCCUCAGCCACCCUAACAGCAGCUGGACUGAGACGGGGGAACCUAAGGAACCAACGGCUGCAGAGUCUCUGAAGAGUAUGAGGAAGUUGCUGAAUAGGAUCAAAGUGCCAAAAGCUAAGAAACAUCACUCCCAGGUCAGAGUUGAAACAGAUGAAAAUGAAACUAAUAAAAAAAAUGAAAAAGGAUGCAGACUGAAUAAUGGCCAUUGAAGUGGACACUCAGAAAUGCUAUGUUAGUCAAUUAUAUACAACUGAUAUUGUACUUUGUUUUAUUAAAUUAAAUACAAAAGG
Molecule: messenger RNA, 3673 nt
Organism: Salvelinus fontinalis (brook trout)
Lineage: Eukaryota; Metazoa; Chordata; Actinopteri; Salmoniformes; Salmonidae
Gene: trim33l
Product: tripartite motif containing 33, like
Molecular function (GO): zinc ion binding
Source: RefSeq, a predicted model, not a curated record